Molecule: messenger RNA, 4404 nt
Organism: Gambusia affinis (western mosquitofish)
Lineage: Eukaryota; Metazoa; Chordata; Actinopteri; Cyprinodontiformes; Poeciliidae
Gene: tmcc1a
Product: transmembrane and coiled-coil domain family 1a
Exons: 8
Coding region: 582-2645 (687 amino acids)
Cellular component (GO): endomembrane system
Source: RefSeq, a predicted model, not a curated record
CUUACGCCUCUACGUCAGAUCUAUGUUUUUAGGGAGGGAGGGCGGCCCGUGGUUUGUACCGCUCUCAUCUGAGGGGUGUAGCUUGCUUAACGUCUGUCAGUUCCCACAGUUCAUCACUCAUGCUUUUCAUUGUCAUUGUCGAAGAAAAACAGGUAUGCAUACUAAAAACAGGGAAACAGUCAGGAAGGCAGAUGUCGAGGAUUACAGAGUUCAUCUCCCCUUUUUCUCAUGCUGGUGGUUGAGGGCAGAUUCACCAAAUGUGGAAGCUUGUCACCUCCUCUGCAAUGACUGAAGGCACCCAGGAAGAGUGAAAAAUAAAAGGAUGACAGCUGGGCUGAUGACCAAGGCUGCUUGUUCCUGAGUCAAAGAUGCUUGCUCCCAAUUUGGAUUCAUCCCUCUGAAGGCGCCUGACCUGAUCCCAUCCUCUAUCACAGUCCCGCCUCUUCUUCUCCUGUCCUGCCAUCCUUUGUUCUCCUUUCUCUGUCAUUGUCCCUUAGCAUGUCCCACAGAUAGAGAGCGAGGCGAAAGCAGUCAAGUUAGGCAAUAUAUCCUUGCUAUUUGUUUGGUUUCAGCAGGGCUAUAUGCAGCAGGGGGAAAGCAGUCAAAGUGACCCAGAAAAGAUGGGCCCCAGUUCAAAUCCUGCAGGUAGUGGAGGGAUGGAGGGCUCACAGGGCCCAGGGUUGAGGAGGGCCUCAUCUCUUUCUGCACACCCUUCUUUGAGUAAGAUGAGCCAAAACGCCAAGGAAAGCAUGGGGGUUCUUGGUCAGGGUUUGAAACAACUGUUCCAACAUCAGCGUAAACGCCUCUCCCUCUCUCGCUCCACCAUCCCUUCAUCAUCCUCCUCAUCCUCAUCCUCCUCGGUGGUGUCAACAGGCGGCGCCUCUCCUUCUGCUCCUCAGGACAUUUUGGGGUCCUGCACUUCUGACUCUCUUCGCCUGUCUGCUCCUGUGAUUUCUUCUGCAGCUGGACAGGGCUCAGGCGCUGCAGGCAUGAUUAGGCGUGGGACAAGCCUGCAGGCGCGACGCAGCAAGGGGUCAGGGUCUGGGAGCGGAGACCGGGACCCCCUUCUAAGAAGUAGCCCUCAGCCUCCGCAGCGACGGAACACCCAUGACCCACAGCAGCAUGUUAGUCGCCCACGCUCCUCGUCCACCACCGACACCACGCCCAGCAGCCCUGCACCUGCGCACGGCGUCGGGGAUGUGGUGCUGUCAUCUGGGUACCAGUCCACUGAGGAAACGGACAGAAUUGACCGGCUGGAAGUGAGCGGGUUGGGCCAGACACCCCUCGCUGUUUCAUAUGGAGCAGACAGCUCUUUCACUUCGGGUGAGGAUGGCACACCUGACCCUCAGCGCACAAAACAAGCUAUCGCUCAGCUGCAACAGAAGAUCCUCAAGCUCACAGAGCAGAUUAAGAUUGAGCAAACGGCAAGGGACGAUAAUGUUGCAGAAUACCUCAAACUAGCCAACAAUGCUGACAAACAGCAAAGCACGCGUAUCAAACAGGUGUUUGAGAAAAAGAACCAGAAGUCAGCACAGACCAUCCAGCAGCUGCAGAGGAAGCUUGAGCACUACCACCGGAAGCUAAGGGAAGUGGAGCACAAUGGAAUCCCUCGCCAACCCAAGGAUGUUCUUCGGGACAUGCAGCAGGGCCUCAAGGAUGUUGGUGCCAAAGUCAGCGGCUUUAGCGAGGGCGUGGUGGACAGCGUGAAGGGAGGCCUAUCCAGCUUCUCCCAAGCCACCCACUCUGCUGCAGGCGCAGUCGUCUCCAAGCCACGGGAGAUUGCCUCGCUCAUUCGCAACAAAUUCGGUAGUGCUGACAACAUCCCCAACCUCAAAGACUCGUUAGACGACCCCUCAGUGGAAGAAGGGGUAACAGGUGGUGGCGGAAGAUUCCUGACCAAUGCUGGACAUCAUCUCCAGUUGAGUCCCAAAUACAUAAGUGACGACGACUGCUCUAGUGCUACUUCGGGUUCUGCUGGGGCAAACAGCACCACUGGGGCUCCUGGGGGCCCUCCAAGCUCUAAGGGGAACACACUGGAGAGAAGCCAGGGCUCCAGCUUAGACAUGCUGCUACAGGAGGUGCAGGACUUAAGGGACGGUCAGACGAGGCUCGAGGAGAGCCUGGACAGUUUGAAGAGCAACUAUCAGAGAGACUACACAGUCGUUAUGCAAGCUCUGCAGGAAGAACGCUUCAGGUGUGAGCGUUUGGAGGAACAGCUGAACGACCUGACGGAACUUCAUCAGAACGAGAUCCUCAACCUCAAACAGGAGCUGGCCAGCAUGGAGGAGAAGAUCGCCUAUCAGUCCUACGAGAGAGCUAGAGACAUCCAGGAGGCUCUGGAAGCGUGUCAGACCAGGAUCUCUAAAAUGGAGCUCCAGCAGCAGCAACAGCAGGUCGUCCAGUUGGAGGGGCUGGAAAAUGCCACAGCCCGGACCCUCCUGGGAAAACUUAUCAAUGUCCUGCUGGCCCUUAUGGCCGUCCUUCUGGUUUUUGUCUCAACUGUGGCCAACUGCGUGGUCCCGCUGAUGAGGACGCGCUCACGCUCCGUCUCCACCAUCAUCGUUGUUCUCCUGCUGGCCUUCCUGUGGCGAAACUGGGACGCUCUGUCGGGGUACACGCAUCGUGCUCUGCAGCCCCCGGGAUGACCAGAUUGGCGCUUUGCUUUGGUGUCACCGGAUGAUUAUACUGUCACUGCAGUCACGCAGGAGAUUCAGAGAAAGUGAUUACUUUGGGAUGGCUGCUUGGCCGUGUACUCUGAGCACGUUUGGACAGAACUUGGAACCAAGAUAGAGAGAAAGAAUUGGAGAACAGCUGAGGACACUCAAACUGAGGAAGGAGAAGACUGUUUACAGUUCUAAAACGAAACAAUAUGGUGUUAUCCCUCACAGGAUGCAACACUUUACUGUUUUGUCUUUGGAGUUUAAUUGAUUAUAAUGUUAUUUCUAAUAAUAUUUAAUUUCCAUCGUUAUUUUAUUCAGUACCAUGUAGCAUUAUGACCUUCUCCUUUUACACAGAGGAGAAUUUAGUCAGGAAACUGGGCUGAGGCCUCAGCCUUAAGGUCCAAUCUAAUUUUAGAGACAUGUGGGAAUGUGGUUGAUUGCUUUUAGGAGAAGAAGAGAACCUUUCUGUGCUUGGUAGAUUUGAACCAUGGCUAUGAACUUUAUUGGGAGUUGGUCCAUUUUUGCUGUGAUGAACUGGUUCAGAAGGACUGAAUAUGGCUUUUGUGUCAUGAUAACUUAUGAUGUUGUGUUAGCAUUUCUGAUAGCUAAAAUCACCUGCUGUGAUUUAGCUCCCUUUUUAAGUGAAAAAACUUGAUUAAUGAAGGUUAUGAAUGAUAUAUGAAGACUUAAGAAGACAUGCUGCUCGCCGUUUAAAAAGAAAACAACCUAUAAACAGAGAACAUCUGUUGAUUCUCAAGCAUCUGCCAUAUAUGUGACACGGAAACAAAGCCGCUUGUUGUCAUUAAGAAAAUUACAUGCAAACCAGUUUUGCUGCUAAAAGCAAUGACGGAGCGCUGUUGUCCAUCUAAAAUCAAUUUGCCAGGAUAACUGCCUCCCACCUGCCAUAUUUGAUAUGAUCAGUUUAGGGAAAAGAGACCGCUGGUGCUCAUCCAGCUCUGUCUCGGCAGGAUCAGCAAUGAUGCUGCCUAAUAUCGACAGUUGAAGUCAUCUCCAUGCAAAUGCACGCACUGUCUGUCUUUAACACUGUACUAAAACAUUCUCCUUGCGUAUGAACUGUUUUUGUUUUUUGUUUUUUCUACCACUAACUCUGUAUUUGUUAACACCCAGUGCCAAACUUGAGUUGAAACCGGGUUGACUGGCACAACUAAGACGAUGCUCUGCACUUUUCACAUAUGGCAUGAAUGUACACUGCAGGGUUGUCAGGGACGCAGCUCGUAGUUCUCAAGUCAGAGGCUCUACAUGAUGUAGUAGAACCCCCCACACCGCCUCUUGGACUUUCAGUGGCAGAUUUAUUAGCUUGAUCAUCAAAACUGUACAGCCGCACUUUAGCACUGAUUGUGACAGCACAUGUCAGGCUGAAGUUUAACAAAUCUUCUAUAGAGACUUAAAAAGGUUUCACUCUCUAAAGGAAAAGUUGACUCAGGUCAGGAUCACCCUCAUCGUGGUUUGACGAGAAAACCAACAAAGAAGAACUCAGAAGGUUUUGUGUCAAAAUCGUAAUAAACUCAGAUUCCCUCAAGAUAAACAGAUUUUAAAAAAUGUAUAAUGUAUUUAUUCAUCUGUUCUAUUUUGGGAUGAGGAGAAGAGCAUUGAGUGAGCUGACCAUUAACCUUGCAUGACUUUUUCAGUAACACCUAUAAUGUAGGGUUGUGUGCUAAACCACUUCAGUGCCUUCUGAUGUCCUUUUCUAAGUGUGGAAUAAAUAAAGUGCAUUCCCAACUAA